Molecule: messenger RNA, 3294 nt
Organism: Hypomesus transpacificus
Lineage: Eukaryota; Metazoa; Chordata; Actinopteri; Osmeriformes; Osmeridae
Gene: abcb9
Product: ATP-binding cassette, sub-family B (MDR/TAP), member 9
Exons: 11
Coding region: 302-2728 (808 amino acids)
Biological process (GO): peptide transport; transmembrane transport
Cellular component (GO): lysosomal membrane
Molecular function (GO): ABC-type oligopeptide transporter activity; ATP binding; ATP hydrolysis activity
Source: RefSeq, a predicted model, not a curated record
GUAGGAAAUCCAUUGUAAUAAAUGUAGUUUAUACAACCUGUACAGUACGGCCAGGUAGAAAUCAGUCAAACUAACCAAAUCCGGUACUAAUGUCGUAAUGGUACGCACGCUAGCUAUUGACGAAAGAAUGGUAAGGUGACCGCACAGGACAGAUUUAAAGGAGCCACUGCGUAGGUUAAAUGAAAUGCAUUGAAGUAGAUCUUUAGGGGGAAAUAGUUUACUUUAAAUGUAACUACUAAAUGUAUCUACUCUGCGUUAUAUACAAAAGCUUCUUGUGAGAAUAUCCUAAUCUCUAAAUAAAAUGAAGGUAAAAGUAGCAGUGAGCUGUACCUUGCUUUACGUCUUCGCUGACAUUCUCAUCACCACUGCAUUAUACGCACAUGGACCACACUUGGCAAUAUUUUCAGAAGAUGCCCGGAAUUUUGACAUUCUCAGCUCAGUCCUAGACUUAUGGGGGACUGUGCUGGUCAGAGCCUGUCUUCUCCUAGGAGCUUCGAUAGGGGUGCUGUGGAAUAGAGAGAAUGGGCCUGGGAGGGUGUCCUUCCUGACCACCAUGACCAUCCUCGUCUGUCUAACCGUCCUUAACUAUGCCCUGGCCAAGCUACUGAUGCUCACAGAAAAGGGAAGUCUAGCACACGAGCCCUGGUUCCUCUGCCUGUUCUCCUGGACCUGUGUGUCCGCUCUGUUGACUGUGCUGUUCUGGAGUUUGCUGGGGAAGGAGCACAGCGCCGUGGGUGAUGGAGGAGGGGGCUGCGAGGAGACGGAGGGGCUGGUGGAGAGGGCUGAGGGGCGGGGGGCAGAGGGGGUGGAAGAGCAGGGCGAAGGGGACGGGGGGAAGACGAAGAGGGGGAGCAAGAAAGAAAGCAAGGACAUAUCUGACUCGGGAGCCACGCUGGGACGAUUGUUGUCGUACUGCAGCAAGGACACUGGGCUGCUCUGUGUAGCCUUCCUUUUUCUUCUCAUCUCUGCUGUGUGUGAGGCGUUUAUACCCUUCUACACUGGACAGGCUAUAGAUGGCAUAGUGGUCCACAAAAGCAUGGAAUACUUCUCCAAGCCCUUAGGCACCCUGGCAGUGCUGGCAUUAUGCAGCUCACUUGCUAUGGGAGUACGAGGUGGAGCCUUCACCCUAGUUUUCGCUAGAAUAAACCUUCGCCUCCGGAACCUUCUCUUCAGAUCGUUGAUGCGUCAGGAGAUCGGGUUUUUUGAUGCCAACCACACAGGCGACAUCACUUCCCGCCUGACCUCUGACACAACCCAGGUCAGUGACCUCAUCUCCAACAACAUCAACGUGUUCCUGAGGAGUGUGGUCAAGGCCGUGGGGUACUUCAUCUUCAUGUUCGGCAUGUCCUGGAAGAUGACCCUCGUCACCAUCAUGGGCUUUCCCUUCAUUGCUGUUAUCUCCAAGGUCUAUGGGGAGUAUUACAAGAGAUUGACCAAAGACGUCCAGACUGCUCUGGCUGAAGCGAACAAGGUGGCGGAGGAGACUAUUUCUUCCAUGAGGACAGUCAGAAGCUUCGCCAGCGAGGAACAAGAGGCGGACUCCUACUACAGCAAGCUGCUCGUCAUGUUCCAGCUCAACAAGAAGCAAGCCCUGGCUUACGCUGGCUACAUGUGGUCCAGCUGUAUCUCAGAACUUGCUCUUCAGUUGGCAAUCCUGUACUAUGGAGGUCACCUGGUGGUGACAGGUCAGAUGACCGGGGGGACCCUGAUUUCCUUCGUCAUCUAUGAGCUGGAACUGGGAGCGUGUCUGGAGAGCAUAGCGUCGGUGUACACAGGCCUCAUGCAGGGAGUGGGAGCAGCAGAGAAAGUGUUUGAGUACCUAGACAGGAAGCCCAAACACCCCCAAGAUGGAACGGAGGCCCCUGACAUCUGCAAAGGCUUGGUGGUGUUUAAGGACGUCUCGUUUGCCUACCCAACACGCCCUGAGACAGAAAUCCUAAAGGGAGUUUCCUUCACUCUGCGGCCCGGGGAGGUGACUGCGUUGGUGGGGCCCUCAGGCAGUGGUAAGAGCUCGUGUGUGGGUCUGCUGGAGGACUUCUACCUCCCCCAGCAAGGCCAGGUUCUGCUGGACGGGAAGCCUGUGCACACCUAUCAACACAACCACCUCCACUCACGGAUUGCACUUGUGGGUCAGGAACCGGUCCUGUUUGCCCGCACUGUUGAGCAGAACAUCACCUAUGGCCUGACUGGGGUCCCAAAGGAGGCGGUGGUACAAGCAGCAACCAAGGCCAAUGCUCAUGAGUUUAUUACGGGCCUCACAAAAGGCUACGACACAGGUGUGGGUGAGAAAGGGACUCAGCUGUCUGGGGGCCAGAAGCAGCGAGUGGCUAUUGCACGAGCCCUCAUCCGCAGCCCAAACGUCCUCAUCCUGGAUGAAGCCACCAGUGCCCUGGAUGCAGAGAGCGAACACGUUGUCCAGCAGGCUCUAAACGGCAUCAUGCGUCAGCACACAGUGUUGGUGAUCGCCCAUCGCCUCAGCACAGUGGAACGGGCCGACAACAUCAUAGUGAUCGACCGGGGCUGUGUUGUGGAGCAGGGCCCACACAGCCAGCUCAUGGCCAGUAAGGGCCUCUUCUACAAACUGGUCCAGAGGCAGGUCCUGGGCAUUGAGACGGGGGCGGAGCCCCUAAACCCCCCAGUGGUUCCCCCCAACAAGUCAGAGAGUGGUGGUCAGCUAAGUAGACAAACAAGCGACACCAGCGAAUCAGAAUGUCACACGCGCUACUGAGAGUUACUUAGAGGGAAAACCUCACAUGGACUGAUUAAUUAGGGGCAUGGAAUACACUAAGCAGUGUUCUUCCUCCACUGGACAGUAUGUUCACCGUAAUAGUGAAAAACAGGAUUUUAGAUAUGCACUUUACACUCAUAUAUAAUCACUUUACAUCCAGUCCAAACUGAUUGCUGAAAGACCAACAAAGCAUGAGGGAGUUUGAUGACAAUAUAACACUUUACAGAAAGGUCCUACUGCAUAUAUAUAAAAUGAUAUAUAAAUACAAAAUGAUAUAUAAAUACAGUAUACAUAGGCUACACUUCAAACGCACAUCUCAUAAGACUCCUCUGUAUGUUGUAGUAACAAGGUAGGAACAAGCUACAAAAUGUGCCUUUGCUUGAGAUUCAUAUACUUGAUUUCAUGACUGUAUUUAUUUUAUGCAAGAACGUUUCUAAAAGUGCAAUAAUAGUAUCUUAUAAUUGAACUCUUACGGGCAUAUACAUAUUUGUAAUAGAGGAAUGUAUGACACUAUACCAUACACCAUUAUUUAUUGUGCAGUGUACUUAUUUUUGUGGUGCUCUUUU